GGAGGGGGAGCCCUGAAAGACUCGAGAGGAGAAGCCCUGAGAGGCUUGGGAGGGGGAGCCCUGAAAGACUCGAGAGGAGAAGCCCUGAGAGGCUCGAGAGGAGGAGCCCCGGGAGGCUUGAGAGACUUGAAAGGCAGAACCCUGGGGGGCUUGGGAGGUAGAGCUCUGGGAGGCUCGAGAGGAGGAGCCUUAGGAGGCUCGAGAGGAAGAGCCCUGGGAGGCUUGAGAGGAGCCCUGGGAGGCUUGGGAGGAGGAGCCUUGGGAGACUCGAGAGGCGGAGGCCGCGAGGGCUCUGAGGGGCGAGCAGAGGCUGGCAGAGCCGUGGAAGACUCUGAGAGCGGAGCAGAGGCUGGCAGAGCCGUGUCUGUUGUACCUCAGCAGAUGUUGAUUCAUUGUCAAUGGCUGUGGACGUUAAGUGUCAUCGAUUUCGAUUACGUAUUCCAGUAACAGAUUGGAUAAGAUUGUAUGAAUGGCCAGUAAGAAGUUAAGGAGGUCAGGUGUCUCAGCUGAUCUAUGCGAUCGACUCAAGCGUCAUCAAGUGGAAACAUGCCAGGAUCUGCUGUCCAUCACACCUCUUGAACUCAUGCGCUUGGCUGGACUCAGUUAUUCAGCUGUUUUGGACUUGCAACGUCUGGUCAGCAAAGCAUGUGUGCCGGCUGUGACCACCGCAUUGGAUUUGUGGAGGAAGAAGGGAGAGCUGUGUUUCUCCACAUCACUUCCUGCCCUGGACAGACUACUUCAGGGAGGUCUGCCACAAGGUGCUCUCACUGAGGUGACUGGCCCAUCAGGCUGUGGGAAGACUCAGUUCUGUAUUAUGCUCAGUUUGCUGGCCACUCUGCCGAAGAGUAUGGGAGGCCUGGACAGCGGAGUCAUCUACAUUGACACAGAAUCGGCAUUCUCUGCUGAGAGGUUGAUAGAAAUGGCACAGACCAGAUUCCCAGAAUACUUCUCUGUGAAGGAGCGUGUGCUAGAGAUGGCAUCUCGGGUUCAUCUCUUCAGGGAAUUGACCUGUCAAGAUGUCCUGAAUAGGCUAGAGCGUCUGGAGGAGGACAUCAUUGCGUGUCGAGCGGGGCUUCUUAUUUUGGACUCUGUGGCCUCUGUUGUGAGGAAGGAGUUUGAUACAUCGCUGCCUGGUAAUCUAAUACACAGGAGUAACUUACUGGGCCAGGAGGCUGCAAUGCUGAAGUACCUCGCACAGGAGUUCUGCAUUCCAGUGGUUUUAACUAACCAGAUCACCACACAUGUGGGCGAGAAGGUUCACUACCCUCAGCGGACUCAGUCAGAUGGAUCUAGUGAGGAGUCGUCGGGGUUUAUAACAGCAGCGCUGGGAAACACAUGGAGUCAUAGCGUUAAUACGCGCCUCAUCGUUCAGUAUAAAGACUCAGAACAGAGACAGAUUGUCAUCGCUAAGUCACCUGUGGCCCCUUUUGCCAUGCUGAGCUACACCGUUCAGAGGGAGGGCAUCUGUCUGCACGGGGAUGAUAACCCAGAAAGUUUUUUAAACCAAGGAACAGAUCCAGGGCUUCAGCCAAUCAGAGUGAGGACGGGGUUAAGCUACAACCUAUCCCAGGCCAUGCCCUCUACAUGUUGAGAAAUCCCUUGGCUGCAGAUCUAGUGACUGUUAUUGACCUGUACACUUAUUUUUAAUGCCAAUAAACAUGUUAA
This is a messenger RNA of Xyrauchen texanus (razorback sucker), 1665 nucleotides long. RefSeq names its product RAD51 paralog B (gene rad51b). The record is from RefSeq and is a predicted model, not a curated record. Gene Ontology annotation, cellular component: Rad51B-Rad51C-Rad51D-XRCC2 complex. The transcript is spliced from 12 exons. Gene Ontology annotation, biological process: double-strand break repair via homologous recombination. Gene Ontology annotation, molecular function: ATP hydrolysis activity; ATP binding; ATP-dependent DNA damage sensor activity. Bases 470 to 1591 code for a protein of 373 amino acids. Lineage: Eukaryota; Metazoa; Chordata; Actinopteri; Cypriniformes; Catostomidae.